Molecule: messenger RNA, 2344 nt
Organism: Sycon ciliatum
Lineage: Eukaryota; Metazoa; Porifera; Calcarea; Leucosolenida; Sycettidae
Product: voltage-gated hydrogen channel 1-like
Exons: 9
Coding region: 278-1246 (322 amino acids)
Biological process (GO): proton transmembrane transport
Cellular component (GO): plasma membrane
Molecular function (GO): voltage-gated proton channel activity
Source: RefSeq, a predicted model, not a curated record
UCGUGUGUUUGCGUGAUAUGGCACAGUCAGUUAGUGCGACUACAAUGUAAUACUCGACUAUUCGACAAAGUGUUUCAAGGAGUUGGCUGGAUUUGUUUGGAACUGCACCGCCAUAGACGCGGCUUGUCGGAUCCUCUCUAACCCACAGAGACAAGUAAUGGCUCCAUGAAGCAUCAUCGAGAUGGGACGUCUAAAAGACUAAAAGAGGAUAUUUGAAUUGUCUGCUUUGUAAACCAGUAAGUUUGCAAAAGUCUUCCUGUUCGUGCCAGCUGUGCUCAUGUUCGAGAGUGAUUACGGGAACAUGUCGAAGGGAAGCAUCCUCAACAACGCCAGGGAUGCGCCACGACCGAGCAUUCGGACCAUGAAAUCACAGCUCUAUGGAGAUUUCGAAGAGCCUCCUGUUCAGAAGACGCAAAACCAGCUGCACGAGUUUCUCCUACACAACCACUACUACCAUCUGUUCUUCUUCGUCCUGCUCAUAGUGGACGUGCUUGUGGUGCUGUCCGAGAUCUUCUGGGAUCUGGAUGUGCUGGGGAAGAACGAGUGUCUGAUAAACGCAGACUGUCCGCGUCUGUGGCGAGCUCUCAACGGCACGAGUGUGGUUAACGACGGAGUAACAUGCAUGUACAACACAUCGUUCAACCAGUGUAUGUUUCUGAACGGUGCAAACCGCUGCGUGCCACCGGGUACGGAGAGCGAUCAUAACCCUGAGCACGCUCUGCAUACAGUUGGAUUAAUUAUACUCAUCAUAUUCGCCACUGAGAUUGUCUUCAAGAUCUUUGCAUUUGGCAGAGAAUUUUUCGACAUCCAUCACCGCAAGUUGGAGAUGUUCGACGCUCUGAUUGUGAUCACCUCGCUAAUUCUGGAUCUCGUCUUCACCUACUCACCUCACGCUAAUCACACAACAAGACGGGGAGCGGAACUUCUCGUCACCCUGCGUCUCUGGCGCUUUGCUCGAAUUCUAAACGGCAGCAUCAUUGCCACUGAUUUGCACGAGGCUACCAAACGAAAGGAGGCGAAGGAGAAAUGCGACACCUGCCAAUCGCACACAUCUCGUCUUGAGGCAGCCUUGGACGUAGCCAAUGACGAGAUCAAGGUGCUGCAGCGGCAGCUGGACGACACGUCUAGCCGGGAUAGCAAGAGCGAGAGCAAGAGCAGUAUGAACCUGCGCACCAACCUGGACGGCAUGGAUUCCACGCGCGUUUCCACCAUCUCCGUCCAGAUAGAUCAGGACUUUUCCAAUUAGGCACACUGUCCGUCCGUCCACAGGUAACACCAGCUCUCGUCACGGGCAGGCUUGCGCUGAAGGUUUGCCAGCAGGCUUGUGCUGAAGGUUUGCCAGCAGGCUUGUGCUGAAGGUUUGCCAGCAGGCUUGUGCUGAAGGUCUGCCCGAGCAGGCUUUCAUUCGCCGCCAUAGGGUCGGGAGGCAGUGUGGAGUGUGCCGCCCUGUGUGUGCGUGUGGGUGCGUGCGUGUUUGUGUGCGUGUUUGUGUGCGUGUGUGUAACUGCUGUAGCCAGUACGUGUGCCCGUGAGCGCUGUGACCUAUGCUUCAGCCAUCCCUUGGCAUACCCAGCCAUCCUUUGCACACCAAACCAUCCGAUCCCAUUGCCUUCUCGCUACCCGUCCCGUCCUGUACAGGGCAGUCAUUGUCUUCACGCUUGUCUACUGACCCAGAUAUGGGCACAUGCCAGAAGACCAGACACGUGCCAUGUCACAGUGCUACUCUUCCCUUCUAACUUAGGCUUACGCUACCAGCUAUCCACCGCUCUCUGACCAAUGCACACACACACACACACGCACACCAGUGCUGCGUGAGGGGCUUUCUCUACUUCUGCGUCGUUAUCCACGCCGUACCCAAUUCUCAUCCAGGACAAUACAGCAGAAGAACCUAGAGGAGUUUGCGUGGCCUGAGAUUUUUGCCCUGCUACCUCCAAUUUAAAUAACUCUACUCUGGUUUUGAGAGCAUCCGUGGACAAGUGACAGCUACGCCGAGCAGCUCGCUCCGUGGAUAUUUUCAGACACGCGGCUACAUACAGGUGCAAGAGGAUUCCGCUAGUGGGACUUUCCCUUGCGCAGCACAGUAGCCGAGCAAUAUUCUGGUCCGUUUUCGCUGGUGACUGCUUGUGCUCCCAGUGUAGUAGACGGCGCUGCCACCAUGGCGCACGCUGUUAUGGCGACAAGUACGAUAAUAAAAAUCUGGACGUGGACCCACGCACAUGCGUACACACACACACACACACAUGUAUCUGCGCGAACACACACAUCCCUGAUUUAUUAAACCACCCUUGAAAAGCACAGGCGCACAAACGAGCACAUAAUAAUGAUAAGAAGAAGAAGAAAAAGA